This is a messenger RNA of Blepharisma stoltei, 1386 nucleotides long. The record is from the annotation of a GenBank genome assembly. NCBI's taxonomy places the organism in Eukaryota, Ciliophora, Heterotrichea, Heterotrichida, Blepharismidae.
AUGCUGGAAUUUUUGGUCCUUUUUACCUUAGCAGCUGGGCAAUGCGUCAUAACUCAGAGGGAAAGCAUUGAAAUAUGCCUUCUAGAUUUGUCUAAACAACGCGCUCCAAAUAGUAGUGGGAAUCUUGUUAUACAGCUGUCAUCAAAGGAUAUAUCAGUCCCACUUUUGCUACUUAUAAACAAAAAUUGGGAUCCACUAUUUCGCUUUAAUGCUACAGUUGAUAAUUAUCAAGUCAAUGCGUCGUAUUCUGAUUUCGAAGCUUGAAGCCAAAACUUGCCAAACAGCUACAUAAAACUGCCAAACAGUUCUCUUAACUCGAAUGAUAUUUUGCAUAUUGGAAUUUACUCAGAGGUUAUGGGCGUUACAUAUACAAUCUCAUGAACUCAAAGCCAAAGUAAUGAAUGCACGCCACAAUGCGUUGCUAGCAAUGGACGAUGCACAAAUAGUGGGUCGUGCGAAUGCGAUAGCGGGCCUUAUUCAGGCUAUGACUGUGGCGUUCCAUUCACGGGAUUGAUGGCGAAUGACACUGGAGAGGAUUUAGAAGUCAUGGCUGGGUCAUGAGCUUUUUUUUAUUUUAAUCUCUCAUAUACUAAAGAUUUUACUCUGAAAAUAUCAAACCCCAGUGGAGAUCCAAGGUUUUAUUUUAAGUUAUUCACUGAAGAUCAGUACCUCCCUAGCAUGUUCUAUGCUUGACUUCAAAUGUGGUUUGGCGACGAUGAAACUGCGAUUUCUUAUGAUUUCCCAAAUGGGGAAAAUUUACUGUGAACUUUCUCAGUAUUAUGUAGAGGGUCAAUCCCAUGCAAGUUUACUUUAAAAGAAAGCACGUAUUCAGACUCAAGUAAAAACUACAUAUGGUUGGUCGUAGCAAUCGUUGUCACAGUCUGCUUAGUCUGUUUUUUAAUUCCAAUUGCAAUUCGAACGCUAAUCAGAUAUCGGUCUAUAAGAAUGGCCCAGAUAAUUGCAGAUAGAAGGGCUAAUCCAUUAACUCCUGAAGAAAUGGAAAAACUCUUCCCUGAAAAAGAAUGAAGCACACUUGGAAAAGAAAAAGAAUCAUGUGCGAUUUGUUUAGAAGAUUUCGAAGCUGAAGCAAGAGUCAGAAUGCUAAGCUGUGAGCAUUUUUUCCAUACGAAAUGCAUUGAUGAAUGGGCACAAACAAAUGCAAAGUGUCCAUUAUGUAAAAAGAAUUUGAGCCAAGAAAACCUAGAGGCUCAAGAGUCUGAAAGAGUUGAUCAGGCAGAAAACCUUCUUGAGCCGCAAAUUGUACCACGUAUAGCGUUUGCUAGUUCAAUUGAUAACGAUGAGCACGAUACAAACCAAGAAACCCCUAUAAUUGAGCCUCUUCAGAAAGAGCAAUCUGACAAAACAGAAAUCAUUGAUAUAAAUUAA